Messenger RNA from Stegostoma tigrinum, 5665 nucleotides. It is a transcript of the gene ncapd3, whose product is annotated as non-SMC condensin II complex, subunit D3. Bases 136 to 4689 code for a protein of 1517 amino acids. Gene Ontology annotation, cellular component: condensin complex; condensed chromosome, centromeric region. Lineage: Eukaryota; Metazoa; Chordata; Chondrichthyes; Orectolobiformes; Stegostomatidae. The transcript has 36 exons. The record is from RefSeq and is a predicted model, not a curated record. Gene Ontology annotation, molecular function: histone binding. Gene Ontology annotation, biological process: meiotic chromosome condensation; mitotic chromosome condensation.
GGCUGGAAAAUCAGGGUUUGAAAUGGCUGGAGCUCAACUAGUGGCUAAUCUGGAAUAUUUCAAACUGCGUUCUAUCAACACAGGGAGUGUUGACAAAUAUAUUGAUUCUUGACCUUGCUUUCAGCAUGGGUCAACAUGGUGUGGGAGCUGGAUUUCACAGAAACAGAGCCAUUGGAUUCACGCAUGGAGUCAGAGAUCACAGAAAAUGGGCCUGAAGUAUUUUCCCAACUUUAUGAGAGCCUCUUUAAGUUCAUUGAUCAGCCCCAGCAGGCAGAUGUAUUGGUUGAUGUUUGGACCUUCUUUAAAGAGAAUAAUCUGUCCCACAAUGCACUUAUUGCUGUGUUACAUCAUUUUGUCCACAUGGUUCAGAAUAAGAGAGCUAAUGUCAUCCAGCGAGAAUAUGCCUUGCAUGCAGCUGGACUUUAUUUCCUGCUCCUCGAAAUUCCAGGAAGUGUCGCCAACCGUACCUUUCACCCGGUACUAUUUGACAAAUGUCUGGACGCUAUUAAAAAGAGCUGGCCUGCAACAGAAGAAGGAAAUCGAAAGCGGAAGAAAGAUACCCAAAUGAAGAACCCUCAGACUGCUGCAAAAGGAAGAAAGCGUGCUAAGCCAGUCAGACAGCAAGUGAGUGAGGAAAUUCUUGAGGAGGAUGAAGAUGAGGGUGAUGUUGAUGUGUUUUUCUCCACACACGAUCUAUGUCGUGUUAGGGAUGAUAUUUUCUCUCUGCUGAAAAGGGUCCUGCGAUUGCUAUCCAAAUUCUCCCUGAAAGAAAAACCUGAUUGUGCUCAACACUGUCUAUGGCUAUUCACUGAACUGAUAAACUUUGAGCCUGUAAUUGGGGUGUUAGAUUUCACAGAUUCUGUAGAUAUUGAUGGAAUGAAGACUUUGCCAGAAUUGGCUUAUUAUGGACUUAAGUUACUGUGCUCUCCCAACCAUGGUGAUGUUAAUAAGACACUCCGCUGGCUCUUCCAAAGACUGUUGAGUACAAUUAUAUUGGUUGGUGGAGAAGAAGGCUCCAAAUCUUGUGUACUUCUGGGAGUGGGACAGAAAGUUAUUACUGCAAGAGAUCAAGCUAUUAAAUUUAUUAGCUAUAUUGUGGACCAAGUGGAAGAAACUGCAUUACCUGUACUUCGAGUUUUGCUGCAGCACAUCUGCAUUAAGGUGCCAGAUAAAGUGGAAUACCGUACACAUGGUGCCCAGGCUGUAGUGAAAUUGCUGACAAAACUUCCUUCUGUGGAGUUUGUUGCAUUUUUACAUUGGUUGAACAAAUACUCUCAAAACAGCAAGGUAGCUUACAGAAACUUUGCCUUGGACGUGGUUAUGGCAUUAAUGGAAUUGCCUGAGAGGGAAGAAGAUGGCUCAGUUCCUCCAGAACAUCAGAAGUAUCUAUGUCACAAAUACUGGAUCCAGUUUGUGAUCUUGGGUAGAUGCUCUGAUAAGGCUCCUUCAGUCCGAAGCAGAGCUCUCUGUUGUCUUGCACAAUGCCUAGAGUUGAAUGCUUCAAAUGCUGUGGCGUACGUUCAGGAAAUAUUGCUGGGAAUUGGAAGGCAAUCUGGAUUUCAUGGACGUUCAGAUGUAGAAUCGACUUCUCUUGAGAAUUCUGUCAAGAUGGAAAGUGAAGCCCCAAACAUUCAACAUAAGACCCCACGUGCACUAAAAAGCAUUGAAGUUGCAGACAGUGGAAAUUCAACCCUAUGUAAUGCCACUACUAACCAAUGCAAGGACACUCUAAAAAGUGUUGAAGUCACAGACCCUGGGAAUUCAACAUUUACUAAUGUGAAAGAAAUUAUGACCAUGUUGAGGUUGAGAGCUGGUGAUGAGAGAACUAUUGUGAGAAAAUCCGCCAUUCAGCUGUUUGUCAGCAUUUUAAAGCACAAUCUUGUCGUCUGCACCCAAGAAGAUCUGUCGACAUUGCAAGAUCAUUGUCGAGAUCCUGCUCCAUCUGUACGCAAGCAAACAUUGCAGUCGAUCACUGACCUUCUGUUGGCUCAACCCAGUAACACUGUACUGCAAAAGGCAUGGAUGAGUGGAGUCAUCCCUGUUGUAGUUGAUUCUGAGAGUGCAGUGCAGGAAAAAGCACUGGAGUGUCUGAAUCGAGUGAUAAUACAACAAAUCAAGGAUUACAAACAUUUCUCUGAAGAAGACAAAUAUCAAAGAUUGACCUGGGAUAUUUUGGAAUUUCUUGCACUUGAAAAUCAAGAGUUAUGCCGUUAUCUUACUAAAGCUUUCCUUUUGUGGUCUCAUCAAAAUCUAUUCAAUUCAACAUUCAUAAAAUGCCUAAUCUCCCAUGCUGAGGCUGAGCAUGCUCCUGCUGCCUGGAUGUUACUUUCCAAGAUUGCAGGAUUAUCCCCAAAAUUGAAUUAUGGGAAGAUUAUAGAUUCGUGGGAGAAUGUUUACAGGUCUCAGAAUAUAGACAACAGCACAAGCCACGUUCUGAAUGUCAUUGGAAACAUUGCUGAGCAUUUGUCUGAAGCAACUAGGUCGAAAUUGAUAGAUGAGGUCCAGAAUUGGAUAAAUGCAUUCUGUUCUCCUCCAGAAAUCAUUAGCUCUGCAGUUGAAACCUUGUACAAGCUCUGCCAGGCCCAAUGUGAGACACCCAAGGACACACAGGUCCUGCUUGAUCAGGUGUGUGGAAAACUGAUCUUGGCAUGUGAGUCUUACAUCUCUAGCGUUGUCCUUGAAGAUGGUGGUGUUGAAAAUGCAGAUGAAAAUAUGAUGAUAAAACAUCUUUUUACACUUGGUGAAGUAGCACAGUUGUGCCCUCGAAAAGUGGAGAAGCGCAUCUUCAUGCUGGUUCAGUCAUUUCUUGCUACCCCUUUGAACUUAGACCCAGAUGGUGACGAUGUUCCAGCUUCACAGCCACUCUCUCAGUUUUCAGGAUCGCCCAUUAUGCCUUCUGUUAUCCGAGCACAUGCGUUUUUCACUCUCGGAAAAUUGUGCCUACAACAUGAAGACUUAGCAAAGAAAUGCAUUGCUGCCCUUGCACGCGAGUUGGAGGUGUGCGAAAAUGUAGCAGUUCGCAAUAAUGUCAUCAUCAUCAUGUGUGACCUCUGUAUGCGAUAUACUUCUAUGGUUGAUCGGUAUAUUCCUAACAUUGCCGUUUGCUUAAAAGAUGAUGAUCCCUUUAUUCGCAAACAGACUCUGGUUAUGCUGACCAAUUUACUCCAGGAAGAGUUUAUAAAGUGGAAGGGUUCACUUUUCUUUAGAUUUGUGAGUGUCCUGGUGGACCCUGAUGAAAGUAUUCGAAGAUUUGCAGAGUUUUGUUUAGUCUACUUGUUAUUGAAAAGAAACCCUGUUAUGUUCUCUCAACAUUUUAUUGAAUGCAUUUUGCACUUCAAUGGUUAUGAAAAACAUGAAAAGUACAACAAGUUUCCUCAAACUGAACGAGAGAAGAAACUGUUUUCCUUAAGGGGGAACAAAAAUCUGGAAAAGCGAAUGACCAUUUACAAGUUUCUGUUGGAACAUUUUACAGAUGAGCAACGCUUCAGCAUUACGAAUAAAAUUGCUCAAAAUAUUCUAGCCUGCUUUGUUGAUGGUGUGCUUCCUUUAGAUAUGGAGGCAAAUGAGUUGCUCUCUGAUACCUUUGUGGUGAUGAGUUGCAAAGAGAUCAAGCUCUCCUCAAUGAAAACAAAACCUGGUGAUGAAGCCCAAAUGGAUGAUGAAAUGGCUAUGGCUAAUGCGGUUAUGCAGGCUGCACAGAAAAAACUCAUAUCUCAGGUGCAAAAGAAGAAUUUUGUAGAAAACAUUAUCCCAAUUGUAACAUCCUUGAAGAAUCAGCUGGAACAGAAGCACCUCCCAGCACUAAAGGAUCUCAUGCAUUAUUUGCGUGAAGUAAUGCAGGAUUACCGAAAUGAGGUCAAGGAUUUCUUUGCUGUCGAUAAACAGCUGGCAGCUGAAUUGGAGUAUGAUCUGAAAAAAUAUGAAGAACAACUUGUUAGGGAGGAAGAGGAAAAACAGAAUCCACAAACUGCACUGGAAAUGGCAAACCCAACAAGCACAACUGCAUUAUCGCCCAGAGUUUCACCUCCAGCAGUCUCCGAUGCACAGGCUGGGAGUGAAGCACAGUCUCCUUUAGGUCUGAAGGCAGCCCAACCUACAACAUCUCUGCAGAAGACACCCACUUUGGCUUCAUGUGGGUUUAUUACUCCUAAAACUGGAAUGCUGAAAAUGCCUAAAUUCACAAAACCUAGAUCAAUGUCACUGAGUUCAGUGGCUAUUCUGAAUUCUGCAAGGAAGGCAGCAGAAUUCGGUAAGAAAAAACGUAACAACAGCUCUGGUUCAAUGCCACUGUCUUCCAGUGGAAAGAAUGACACAGUUCAAAGACUGGCUGCUGGACGUGAUGGUGCUGAAGUUUCAUUCCAGGGCGAAGGAGAGCAUACAAGAUCAGAAGCUUCAUCUGCUGAUUCAUCUGUGGUUGAACGAGCUGUCAGUACUCCUGAUAAAACAAUUGAUAAUGUGACCUUUGCAGCAGGAGUCAGUUACAUCAGUAUAACACAAACACCAACAUCUGAAAAGAGUAAGGAACAUGCACAGGAAGAGCAGAAAAGCAUGCUGUGUCUAAUGUCUCCAGAUAAACCAGUUCCUCAUCCACGUCAGUGGAAUGUGGAGUCGCCAGCUACCAGGAAAACAAAUGAAACACACGGCAGGACAAGAUCUCAGAAGAAAUAUCCUCUAAGGCCUUCAAAUUAAGGAAGUUUGUAAAUUUGUACAGUUGUGUACUAUUUAAUUUUGUAUACUUUGAGCUUGUUCUUUAAGAUUAAUUCAAGGUAACUUCAGUGGACUACUUUUUAGUUCACUUUUAACUCCCUCCACAAUAUACAGAGAACUGUAAACAUUUGUUAAUUAUUGUGACAGAAUUUGUAGUUACUUCUCGGCCUAGUGUAGUCAAUUCUAACAACCCACUAAAAGCUAUCCUGCAUACUUAAUAAAACUACUACUGUUCUGGUGAAUGUACUGGAUUCUCAAGGCUACUCCAUGAUAUGAGGGAAAUUCAAAGUAAGCAGAAUACAAAAACUUAUUUUCUUGAAAUGCCACCUUUUGGGGUAUUGAAGCAUGUUGACAGAACUUCUGUAUAGAUCCUGCUUUGACUCCUCCAAGACUACUACAAUAUGCCGUAUUAAGCCCUGCUUGUUUGUGUGUACAUGCUAGAAGCAAGUUUUGAAAAUGGGUUUGAGUGCUCCAAUGAAUCUGUCCUAUUACAAAUUCACUUAUCACCUGGAUGUCACAUUUAAGACAAUGUGAAAGAUCGUGACAAAAUACUCAAUUUGACAUUGUUCAUUUUGAUUUUGCUAAAUGAGCAAGGCCAAAACGCUAUGUGACUUUAAAUUCUUUUAAUUAUGUAAAUUGAGUUUUUGCUCCUUUUUCAACAUGAUUAUGUCUAUAAUGCCUAUGAAGAAAUCCUUCAGUUUAUAUAAGUUUAGAUUCAUGUUGCUAAUGGUCUAAAUAGUCCUUGGUUUUCAUUGUUUGUUUGAGAUUUAAAAUUCCUCCCUUAACUGCUGCGCACCUUAAGUGAUAGAAUUAGUAUACACACUUUUUGGAAACAGCAGGAAUAGUUAAAUACUGACAAUUAUCUGAAUCACCUAAUUGAGCCACAUGGUGGUGCUAUGUGCUGAAGGUCAGAACUGGUUACCGUAACUUUUAAAACAAGUUUAGUAUAGUUAGUUUU